Molecule: messenger RNA, 667 nt
Organism: Hibiscus syriacus
Lineage: Eukaryota; Viridiplantae; Streptophyta; Magnoliopsida; Malvales; Malvaceae
Product: 36.4 kDa proline-rich protein-like
Exons: 1
Coding region: 28-585 (185 amino acids)
Source: RefSeq, a predicted model, not a curated record
GUCAUUGAGCAUAAACUUGGGAGCUUAAUGACGGGGAAGUAUAGUUUACUCAUUUUGCUGCUUCUUAACUUGGGAGCUUUGCUCACUUGUCUUGCCUGUCCCGAAUGUCCCCUCCCGACUCCGCCGCCAAAUUGUCCACCGAAACAUCCUCCCAUUGUAAAGCCUCCAUUUCACCCUAAACCACCAAAGCCACCGGUUGUGAAGCCCCCAACUCUGCCUCCAAAGCCUCCUGUAUACCCGAGUCCUCCAGUCUUGAAGCCACCUCCAGUGGAGACCCCGUGUCCGCCACCGCCACCCGUGCCAUAUCCACCACCUCCGGCGAAGCAAACAUGCCCCAUCGACACUCUCAAGUUAGGUGCUUGUGUUGACGUGUUGGGUGGCCUAGUGCACAUCGGUAUAGGCAGCAGCGCAAAGGAUACAUGUUGCCCGGUGCUUCAAGGGCUGUUGGACUUGGAUGCCGCUAUUUGUCUUUGCACCGCGAUCAAGGCCAAGUUUUUGAACAUCAAUGUUCUAUUACCAAUUGGGCUUCAGGUCCUCGUCGAUUGUGGCAAGACUCCACCUCCAGGAUUUCAGUGCCCAGCAUGAGUAUCAAGUACAAGUGUAAACUAGUUACAAAUAAAAAGUUUACUUCUAAAAUAUUAUAAAAAGAUAUUUUAAUUAUUAUCAG